Messenger RNA from Pygocentrus nattereri (red-bellied piranha), 1408 nucleotides. RefSeq names its product proteasome 20S subunit beta 12 (gene psmb12). Gene Ontology annotation, molecular function: threonine-type endopeptidase activity. The transcript is spliced from 6 exons. Gene Ontology annotation, cellular component: proteasome core complex. The record is from RefSeq and is a predicted model, not a curated record. The coding region runs from base 110 to 760 and encodes 216 amino acids. NCBI's taxonomy places the organism in Eukaryota, Metazoa, Chordata, Actinopteri, Characiformes, Serrasalmidae.
GUGGUGCCGCCAUCGUGCAGCAGACUGGCACAACUAGGAAAAGCAGCUCUGAAUGGAGUGACACGACCCAAGACGACGCUCGCUCGUUCAGUGAUCACCCCAUCGAACAAUGGAAGAGCGCCCGAACCACCAAUAUAAAGGCGUCAGCACCGGCACGACCAUCCUUGCAGUACAAUUCAAUGGAGGGGUUAUCAUUGCUUCUGACUCCAGGGCCUCAAUGGGUGGGUCUUAUGUGUCCUCUAAAAUCAUUAACAAGCUGAUCCAGGUUCAUGACAGGAUAUUCUGUUGCAUUGCUGGCUCACUGGCAGAUGCACAAGCUGUAACAAAAAUGGCCAAGUUCCAGCUAUCUUUCCACAGUAUACAGAUGGAGUCUCCCCCCUUGGUGAAAGCCGCAGCAUCUGUGCUAAAGGAGCUUUGCUACAACAAUAGGGAGGACCUGCAGGCCGGUUUCAUCACAGCAGGUUGGGACAAGAAGAAAGGGGCACAGGUAUACACAGUAUCAAUGGGAGGAAUGCUGAUUAGUCAGCCUUUCACUAUUGGUGGUUCUGGUAGCACCUACAUAUAUGGCUACGCAGAUGCUAAAUACAAACCUGAUAUGAGCCGUGAGGAGUGCCUUCAGUUCACUACAAAUGCACUGGCCCUGGCUAUAGGCAGAGAUAAUGUCAGCGGGGGUGUGGCCCACUUGGUGGUGAUUACUGAGGAUGGAGUGGAACAUGUGCUUAUUCCUGGUGAUAAACUGCCUAAGUUUCAUGAUGAGUAGAAUGUCUCUAGAACAGUGGUUCUUAGUCCUGGUCCUGGAGUACCACUAUCUAGCAUGUGUUCUUAACUUUAUGAUAGCGUUAUACGUGUCUUAGGCUGGAAGAGUUGACAAGGUAAAAUCUCAUCACAGCCUCUGCCACUCGUGCCCAUCCAUGUAUCUUGCUUUCCGCCAUCACACCACAAUUAUCAUUUUUUCCAAGAGGAAUUUUCUUCCACUAUCACCUGUAAUUCUUCGCUAUAUUUUUUAAGCACUUGGUUUGACAAUUUUCCCCAUUUUGCUGUCCUCUGAGUGGAUUAAAUAGAAAUAAAUGACAGUUAGUACAAAUGCAGAACGUGUCACACAUCGUUUACGGUAAGCUGUUAAAUGCCCCAUCGUUUACAUAAGAAAACAAGAAAAUAGUUAAGCCUGUCUUAAGAGAAUAUGUGAGAAGAGUUUUUUCCAAGAAUUGCAUUUAAGAACCUUCUUGUGAACUUCUUAAUGCUUGUCUUAAUAUAGUCUUUAUGAAUCUAGCCCCACGACUGAGAACCACUGCUCUAAAACGAAACUAUCGACAUAACAAUCAUAACAGUCCACAGUCAGUUGAAGUCCUGUUGAAAAUCUGUUCACAUGUAAAUCAAUUAAAAAUAUUCAUUUUUCUGUGCUACAAAA